AUGUGUCAAAAACCCCGAUUUGGACCUCAUUCAUUUCUUUUUUACCCCUUCGAUUCUUCAACACAAUGUCUGAGGAAAUGUGAUUACUUUGAAUGGAAAGAUGUUGCACUGGAAGAUGGUUACUACAAAAACCUCAUCUAUUCCAUGAAGCAGCAGUUGGAUUCCAAAGAGGAUCUUGGCGUCAUAAAAAACUUGAGGACUAAGAAUGUUGAGUUGGAGAUUCUCCUGAGUAAGGAGAAGAGUCUAGUGGCAAGCAUGGAGAAGGGGAUGUGUGAUUCCAAGAAGAGCAUACGUAUGUUCAAGCUGUUGGUAGUUGUUCUAGUUGUUUGGUAUCUCAUGUUUGUUUUGGUUUUCAGUUACCUAAUUAGUGUUGGGAUGUGA
Molecule: messenger RNA, 381 nt
Organism: Lactuca virosa
Lineage: Eukaryota; Viridiplantae; Streptophyta; Magnoliopsida; Asterales; Asteraceae
Source: the annotation of a GenBank genome assembly